AUGGUGUGCGACGACGGCCUCCAUGCCUCAUCGCCCCACGGACGUCGCAAGUCGCUCCGAAGACUCGCAUCCACGCGUGGUUUCAAGCCGCGACAUCCUAACGAAUACGGAUGGAUACGCGUCUUCGAAGGCCUCGAACCUUAUGCCAUUGAUGCACCAAGCAAGCUCGUGAAAGUCUCACUUAGUACAACAGUUGAAGAUGUAAACGAGAAACUCGGUUUUGGCGAAGAACUCACGUUAUGGCUUCAGAUUGGUGGAGAUAAAACGAGGCGUUUGGAAAAGGGCGAAUUUCCUCUUCGUAUACAGGAGAACUUUCUGAUCACCCAUGGAUGGAAGUCGGAAGCGCGACGACAGAGACUGGCAGUUGACCCUGAACUGAAAUAUACAAUACGAUGGUGCGCUGGGCCUUCCGACCGAUCUGGCGGGAUGUUGAGAUCCGGUACUAUAAAUAUUUUAAAAGGACACGUCUUCCCACAAUGGAAGCCUCGGCCGGCUCAUGUCAUCGGUUCUCAAUUGCAUUCUUUAGGAUCAAAUUGGGAAAUGUUAGAAUUAAGUGGAGGAAGUAUAGAGCUUUGCCCGCCGAAAGCACAAAAAUUGGUGAUCUGCGUCAAACCUCGUUGUCAGGGUAACCAAAUAUCAGGAGAAGCGUCUAUGAAUCACGUAUUCCUUGGAUUCAACACCGCAUGGGAGCGCAACAUGUGGUUCUGCUGGUUAAAAGAGGCUACUCAAAGUACGCAACCGCCAAAUGUUUUGGACCUCAGUGGAGGCGGUGGACGUGGUACUCUGGACUCCGCGCUCGCACAAUAUGCUACUGGACCUUUUGCAGUGCGUGUGUUACGGUUACAAAACAACGCGCUAACAUCACCGCCUGCGCAACUGUGGGACAUGCAAGCACUCACACAUUUGGACAUCAGUGAUAACCGCAUCACCGACCUACCUGAAGAAAUAUGCCAAUUAACUCAACUAGAAGAACUUAAGGUUGGCGAGAACGAGCUUCGUUCUUUGGACUGCGUUUUAAAAUUGCCCCGCUUGCGAAUCCUUGAAGCGGCAAAUAAUUUAAUCACACACUUUGGAAAAAACAACACACAAAUGCCUCCGAACGAGGAGAAUAAGUCCGAUUAUCGGGCACCCUUGACCAACGUUGACCUCAGGCAUAAUAGGCUGAAGGGAAGCAUUAUACUGGGUAACUAUGAGGUCGUCGAUUGCUCAUUCCAGCACCUGGUAACAUUGGAUGUGUCCCACAACUCCGUGGAAGUGUUAGUGGUGUCUGCACUGCGAGGACUGCGCGAGCUCUACGCGGCACAUAACACAUUACAGCAUCUAGCUCUGCAUGGUGCUUCAUUACGGAUCUUAAGAGCACCUCAUAAUCAACUAGAGAGCUUGACUACUACGGUCCCACCGAUAAAUCUAGUUGAAAUAGACGUAUCUUAUAACAAAUUAACAUCGUUACCACAUUGGCUCAGCGGUUGUUCGGACCUUACAACUAUUCGUGCAAGCAAAAAUCAAUUAACUUCACUUCCUGAACAUUUAUUCUGUAGUGAGCUUUCCAGUCUGUGCAAACUUCAUCUAGCUCAUAAUAAAAUUUCAAAUAUCCCUUCAAUGCCAAGACUAAGAGCACCAUUGAAAGAAUUACUGCUCCAUGACAAUUGUAUACAAUCUCUACCAGAAAAUUUCUUUUCAGUCUGCGACAGAUUGUAUGAGCUGAAUCUUUCAAAUAACAGAUUAAAUCGUUUACCUCCCGCUCGCGGUCCAUCAUCGUAUUCCUUAGAACGAUUAUAUUUAUCUGCAAACUGCUUAACCGAUGAUGUCUCAAGCGUCAUUAUUGCCUUCCGAGGACUGAAAAUUCUUCAUAUAGCAUAUAAUUGCCUUACAAAUUUACCCGACGGAUGCAUAAAUUUUUGGCCUGAUAUAGAAGAGCUAGUUUUAUCAGGAAAUUCUUUUACGAGACUACCUGAAAGUUUACCUCAACUAAAUCAUAUAAGAAUAGUAAGAGCACACUCUAACAGAUUAGUUUCUGUUCCAAUGUUUGCUUGCAGUGCAUCAGUUAAAAUUUUAGACUUUGCACACAAUGAACUUGAUAGUAUUGAUCUAAGACUUCUUGCCCCGAAGCAGCUUAAAUUUCUAGACAUAUCUUGCAAUAAAAAAUUACAAGUAGAUCCCUCGCAGUUCAACGCAUACAGAUGCCAACGUCCUCUAAGUUUGGUCGAUGUAAGUGGAAGAAAUUCAUUAUCUUGGGUACAGAAAAGUGGUUACCAUGAAGAGUUAAAUGGUCACACUCCAUGGGCUACGGGAUUUUCAGAAUGUCCGAAUAAAUUAUUACAGCUUUGUUGUGCUCAAAUCCGUCUACAAUCUUUUUGCAACAAAGAAGGUUUCUUUGCUAUAAUCGAUGGUGAAACUGAUAUGGAAGUGCCAAAAAUUUUACAAUCUAGUUUACCUGGAUUGUUACUUGAAGAAAAAUCAAUAAAAGAAACCGUCAAUGAAUACAUGAAAUAUGUUGUACUAUCAGCACACAGGGAACUGAAAGAAAAGGGACAAAAAAAGGGGGCUUGCUUGAUAAUGUGUCACCUUACUCCUAUGAAUUCACCAGAAAAUGGAUUUGGGCAAGUAUCGAAAAAGUAUUAUAUGAGGCUCGCAAAUGUUGGAGACACGAAAGCAGUGCUAAGUAGACGAAACGGUCCUUUAAGUUUAGGAACUGAAAAUAAUAAGCGAUUAGGUUACUCUACACGAUACCCCAACACAGUUCCCGAUCCUGAUGUCAUACAAACAGUUAUAAAGGAGGAUGAUGAGUUUCUUAUAAUGGGUAACGGUAAAUUCUGGAAAGCUAUUAGCAUAGACAUGGCUGUAUCUGAAGUUCGAGCUGAACGCAAUCCAGUUCUUGCAGCGAAAAGAUUGCAAGAUUUAGCACAAAGUUAUGGAGUAGAGGAUUGUAUAUCAGUUAUGAUCAUAAGAUUCGAUACUGUGAGAUCUGAUGUUGAUAUGUUAAUGAGGGAAUUGAGACAGACUAUAAGCAGUAAUAAAUCUAUGUGUAGGGCAGAUUGUUGCUGUUCACGAAUGGAACCCUGUUGUCACUCCGCUACACCGCCCAAACCUAGUAGCGAUCGCUCAUCACCAAGUGGGCAAAGUGAUCGACCACCAAGUGAAGCUGUUAGUCAUCAACACUAUGCUAGUGUGAGGUCACAGCACAGACCAUCAGAACGAAGAAGCUGCAGAGGGGGAGUCGCACGAGCAAUUCGUGUCCGGGUCGAUGAAGAUAAAGAAGAUGACUCUAAAAUCGAUGAACUUCCAGACUCUGAAGAACAAUUCAAAUGCUGGGAAUAUAUGUUGGAACAGAACACGCAAAUGUUAUUCGAUAAAGAACUAGAUAAUUUGUCUAAAGGUAUCAAAUCAAACGUUAGUAGCUUGAGAAACGUUAAAGGAUUGUCCGGUAGCAGUCCUCAGUUACAUAUAACUGGAAAACAAAGUAAAGGUGUUCCUUUUUUAUCCAAACAUUUCGGUAGUGCAAGAUCAUUUGGGACAGCUUUAAAGCCCGAUAUAAGAUUUGCGUCGGGGAGAGUUCCAAACGGAGGACCGAAUGCAGCCUAUUUUGGUUCAUUGCAACGUUUAAUGCCUUACCAUUUAGAGUAUGAUUUUGCUGUGAUACAAGAGAAAAACACACAAUCUGAGGAUUCGUUAGACCUUGAAGGUCGCAUGCAACACUAUUGGGGUGUUGCCACUACAGAACUGUAAAUAAACGAUAUAUUUAAGUAUGUAUUAUAUAUGAGCUAUUAAAAUAAAACUUCCAAAUAAAUUAGCGUAUUUAUAUACCGUUCAUCUGUCGACUAGAAUUUUUGCACAAAGUUUUUAUCACUAUUAUGGACUUAGGGAAACUAGAUUUACUUAUUAAAUAUCACAUUAACAAAUAAAUAUAAUAUUGAAAUACUGAAAAUAAUAUCCGUUAAAAUCAUAUAACAGUAAGAAGUGUCAGUAAAAUCAUUAUGUUAAUAAUUGUUUAUAAAGAAUUUAUCUUAUUAACGCUUUUCAUACACGAUACUUAUUUCACUAUAAUUUAUUUACAGAUAACCUUGAUACUUAUAAGGCGUUUAAAUAUGUCAAUUUGUGCUUCAAAUCACACAUAAUAUCUUAUAUACAACGUAGUGCUUUAUCAUACUAAAAUUAGUGGAAACCCUUAAUAUUUACUUAUAUACAAACUUCAACAACUCUAAUUAAAUGUAGUUGUAAGUAAAUGAAGUAAAUUUACUGUCAUUUGUUUAACAAAACUUUCUAUAUGCUUUAAAAAGAUGUAUUUUUAUCUACUGGAGUAUGAUGUAGGUACAUUUAAAAUUCACUAUAUCAUAAUCCAUACUCAUAACAUUUUUAUACAUACAUAUUGUAAUAAGUAUGAUUUAUUUUAGACUAUUUUAAAACAGGAGAGUUUAACAAAUAAAGAUGUUCAAUAUAAUAAGGAACAAACCAAAACAUUAAUUCUAAUUGCAGUUCAAAAACAAAUACUUUCUCAUCUUAAUACUGUAAUAACAUGUAUGCAGAUUUUAGUUUCUUCUUGCACAUCUUUAAUUUAUGUAACAUCUAUAGAUAGGUAUUAUACCAAUUAUAGAUAUUUUACUUUAUUUCAAUGAGGACAUCCAAGUAAUUUUCCAACUCGUUAUCUAAGUAUCACCAGAAAUA
Molecule: messenger RNA, 4662 nt
Organism: Diatraea saccharalis (sugarcane borer)
Lineage: Eukaryota; Metazoa; Arthropoda; Insecta; Lepidoptera; Crambidae
Source: the annotation of a GenBank genome assembly